Molecule: messenger RNA, 1676 nt
Organism: Rana temporaria (common frog)
Lineage: Eukaryota; Metazoa; Chordata; Amphibia; Anura; Ranidae
Gene: LRRC2
Product: leucine rich repeat containing 2
Exons: 9
Coding region: 168-1280 (370 amino acids)
Molecular function (GO): protein binding
Source: RefSeq, a predicted model, not a curated record
UGAGGUUUGACCUGGAUGACUGUGAGCUAUGCUUCAGCUAUUGCAUCUGCUGCUGUAAACAAGAGGGAAGGCUAUCUGCAGCGCGCACUGUAUGGCGGAGAAGCCAUCCUCUGAACUCCUGGACUGUGUUGUUCAUUCUCCCCUACACAUAAUUUGGAUGUGAGACCAUGACGUUUGAAGUUGUAGUUAUUGACGUUGCCCGUAUCAGAGGACUAUGGGAAACCCGUGUAAAAAAAUAUAAAGAGAGAUGUAAAAAAGAGAAGGAAAGGAUAGAAACAAGUGCACUGCAAAAGAUAAAACAGGAAUGGAACUUUAUUCUGGAAUGCAGAAGCAGUGGAACCCCUCAGUCAGUGUACUUAAAGAAUGGUUUUGUAGACACUGAGCAUAAAGGCUUGGAUACACAUGAAAGAUUUCCUUCUGUUGCAAAAAAGACCCUUCAAAUUAAAGAGAAACCUGAGAAAGAAAAAUUUAUUUUUAAUCUUUGUGGCGAGAAUUGGGAGGAACUUCCAGAUUCCCUCAGAGAACAAACUCACCUGAAAGAAUGGCAUAUUAAUAAAACACGGAUAAAAGUAAUUCCUGAGUAUAUACAAAUAUUUCAAGAUCUAAAAGUUUUGGACAUGUCACACAACAAACUAAAAUGUCUUCCUGCUGAAAUAGGUUGUCUGAGACAUUUGAGAGAACUCAACGUUGCUUUUAAUUAUCUUAAAGAGGUUCCUGCAGAACUUGGAGAUUGCGAAAACCUUGAGAGACUGGAUGUAUCUGGGAAUUUACACCUCACAGAAUUGCCCUUUGAGCUGAGUAGUUUGAAAAAGGUCACUUAUGUUGAUGUGUCAGCAAACAAACUCUCUUCUGUUCCAAUUUGUGUCUUACGGAUGUCAAGUUUGCAGUGGUUGGACAUCAGCAGUAAUAUCUUAAAGGAUCUCCCACAAGACAUAGAUAGAUUAGAAGAGCUGGAGACAUUACUACUACAGAAAAAUAAUAUUACCUACCUGCCAUUUGAGUUGAACAAUAUGACUAAAUUGAAAUUGCUGGUUGUCAGUGGUGAAAGCUUGGUUGAGAUACCGUCUGCCCUUACUGAAAACCCUUCUCUGAAGUAUGUGAAGAUUCUAGAUAAUCCAAUUGAAGCAUGUGAAAGUUCAGAUAAUGAGAAUGAAGAUGAGAAUAAUCAAGACCGAGAACAGUUUGAGAAGGAGUUUAUAAAGGCAUACCUUGAAGAUCUUUCAGAAAGAGAUGCCCCUCCUACUUAUAUAAAGAAGGUGUCACUGAACCUGCAGAUAUAGAAGUGAAGAAAUGACAAUUAAAUAAGAACGUGAUUUACCUUGUGAUCACCCAACAACUCUAGCAUACGGAGGACAGCUACUGUUGGAAGAUUUUUUUUUCUAAACAUCAAGAUUCAUAGGAGGGAGGGGAUUCCGGUGCUCCAAAUGAUGUGAUGCCUUUGUAAAUAAUGUAAUGGUGGUUCUAAUAGCACAUCUUAGUUAGUCAGUAUAUUGUGAAAAAAGAAGGCAGUCAUCCUCAGAGGGUGUCCAUUACCUCUGUCAGCAAGAAAGGAGUAUAAAAAGGGGGGGAGGCGCCAACUAAGAUAGUCCUACUAUGCUACUGUUAAUUGAGUGUUAGAGUAGAAUGUACACUUACAGGUUCACUGGGUGAAGUUGCCCGUCAAGGAUAGAGGUGUG